CUAUCCCUGCUGCUAAUGGGGGCCAAGCGCGACACCCACAAGCAGCUCUUCCAGACGCUGGGCUACAGUGAUUUCACCAGCGCCCAGGUGAGCGAGGCCUACGAGCACCUGCAGCACAUGUUGAGUCACAGCCAGGGGGCGCUGCAGCUGGACACUGGCAGCACCCUGGUCCUGCAGGAGGGCUUCAAGCCUACGCAGAAGUACCUGGAGGACGCCAAGCACUACUUCCAGGCUGAGGGCUUCACUGUCGACUUCAAGAAACAGGAUUUGGCCCUGCAAGAGAUCAAUAAGUACAUUGCCAAGAAGACCCAUGACAAGAUCCCUGAGGUGAUGUCGAGUGUGGACAGUGACACUCUCCUGGUGCUGCUGAACUACAUCUUCUUUAGAGGUAGGUCAAUCUCCACUCAUCUUAUGAUAGAUAUAUUCAUGCCCAAGUUCUCUGCAUCUGGGUCAUACUCCCUGAAGGAAGUUCUGACAGAGAUGGGUGUGGUUGCCGCAUUCUCUGACUCCGCUGAUCUAUCGGGGAUCUCUGAAGAGGUUGGCCUGAAGGUGUCCAAGGUGUCCCACAAAGCUGUGCUCAACGUGGAUGAGAAGGGCACUGAGGCCGCUGCUGCCACCACCAUCGAAAUCAUGCCCAUGUCCCUUCCGGACACGUUCGUCUUGGACAGGCCCUUCCUGCUGCUCAUUGUAGAGGAGUCCACUAGGAGCAUCCUCUUCAUGGGCAAGGUUGUGAACCCCACAGCCAGCUAGACCAUGCGGUAUCAACGGCAGGGUUUCCAUGGGGGGGUACUGA
This is a messenger RNA of Megalops cyprinoides (Indo-Pacific tarpon), 793 nucleotides long. Its product is annotated as alpha-1-antitrypsin homolog. Gene Ontology annotation, biological process: negative regulation of endopeptidase activity. The transcript is spliced from 3 exons. The annotation marks the transcript as partial. The record is from RefSeq and is a predicted model, not a curated record. Gene Ontology annotation, molecular function: serine-type endopeptidase inhibitor activity. NCBI's taxonomy places the organism in Eukaryota, Metazoa, Chordata, Actinopteri, Elopiformes, Megalopidae.